GAAAAAUUAAAGUAUUAACAAGGAAUAAUUCCCUAUUGAUAACAUUAUAAAGUUCGAGAAAAUCUUCAGGAUAGACUGAUUUGAACAAUUUUAUUGUGCUUUUUGUUCCAAAAGAUCGAUGAUUUUCAAAAUCUAAAUUUUUUAGGGAAAAAAUAAAUUCGUCUUAAAAAAAUUCAAAGGAAAAUUGAAAAAAAUAGUCAAAAUGCCACCAAAUCUUGCUGAUAAUUGCAAAAUCAAGGUUGCCGUUCGGGUGCGACCAUACAGUCGAAGAGAACUCGAAUUGGAUAAUGAAAAUGUGAUAGAAAUGAAAGGUCAACAAACAAUUUUGAAACAUCCUGAUAGCUUAGAAAAGAUGGAUAGGAAACAACCAAAAUUUUUCGCAUUUGAUCAUUGCUUUUUCUCAACUGAUCCAAAAGCCCGCAACUUUGCAUCACAAGAUAUUGUUUUCGAUUCAGUCGGUCGAGAUAUCCUGGACAAUGCAUUUCAAGGCUAUAAUGCGUGUAUUUUUGCAUAUGGGCAAACUGGUUCAGGCAAAUCUUAUACGAUGAUGGGAACGGUGGAAAACAAAGGCAUAAUUCCAAGGUUGUGUGACUCCUUGUUUGAGUCAAUAAAUGAGAAACAAACCGAUGAAUUGAGUUUCAAAGUAGAAGUCUCUUAUAUGGAAAUAUAUAAUGAGAAAGUACACGAUUUGCUUGAUCCAAAAACUAAUAAGCAGUCCCUAAAAGUUCGCGAGCACAUUGUUUUAGGACCUUACGUAGAUGGACUUUCUCAAUUAGCUGUGACAUCAUUCGAAGACAUUAAUAACUUAAUGACGGAAGGAAACAAAUCUCGAACUGUUGCAGCUACAAAUAUGAACGCAGAGUCAAGUCGGUCACAUGCAGUUUUCUCCGUAGUUCUUACACAAACAUUGAAAGAUACCAUAUCUGAGGUAACUGGGGAAAAGGUAUCGCGUAUAUCUCUAGUAGAUUUGGCUGGAAGUGAACGUGCGGUGAAAACUGGUGCAGUUGGUGAUCGUCUCAAAGAAGGAUCUAACAUUAACAAAUCACUUACAACACUUGGAUUAGUGAUCUCAAAACUUGCUGAUCAAGCAAGUGGAACGAAAAAUCGAGACAAGUUUGUUCCAUAUAGAGAUUCAGUAUUGACAUGGCUUUUAAAGGACAACUUAGGAGGCAAUUCAAAAACAGUGAUGUUAGCAACAAUUUCGCCAGCUUCUGAUAACUAUGAGGAAACACUUUCAACUCUUCGUUAUGCAGAUCGAGCAAAGAGAAUUGUGAACCAUGCUGUUGUUAAUGAAGAUCCAAAUGCUCGUAUAAUCAGGGAAUUAAGAAUGGAAGUCGAAACUCUGAGAGAAAUGCUGAAACAUGCAACAGCGGGAUCACCAAUGGGAGAUCGAGUAGAUAUUCAUGACAAAUUAGAAGAAAGUGAAAAUUUGAUGAAACAAAUUUCACAAACAUGGGAAGAAAAACUUGUAAAAACCGAAAGAAUUCAAAGUGAGAGACAACAGGCACUUGAAAAGAUGGGAAUAAGUGUUCAAGCAAGAGGAAUUCAGGUUGAAAAAAAUAAAUAUUAUCUUGUGAACUUGAAUGCCGAUCCAUCUCUAAAUGAGCUACUCGUGUAUUAUUUAAAAGAAUAUACUUUAGUUGGUGGACGAGGAGCAAGCACGGAAAAUCAGCCUGAUAUUCAACUUUAUGGUCUGGGAAUUUUACAAGAACAUUGUAUUAUCACUAUUGAAGAAGGUGAUUUAUUUAUGGAGCCAAUUAAAAAUGCACGUUGUUUUGUCAAUGGAUCAAACGUCUCGAAGAAAACGAUACUUCAUCAUGGUGAUCGAAUAUUAUGGGGAAACCAUCACUUCUUUCGAGUUAACUGUCCUCGAUCAUUACAUAAUAAUAUGAAUAUGUCAUCGUCAGAGCCACAAACACCUGCCCAAACAAUCGAUUAUAAUUUUGCUCGAGAAGAGCUAAUGCAAAAUGAAUUAAGCAAUGAUCCAAUUCAAGCGGCUAUUUCGAAGCUGGAAAAACAGCAUGAAGAAGAUAAACAAGUGGCUUUGGAGAAACAGAGACAAGAAUAUGAGCGACAAUUUCAGCAGUUGAGAAAUAUUUUAUCUCCAACUACGCCUUAUGCACCUUACGCUCCUUAUGAUCCCUUAAGAAUGGAGAAAAUGACACCAAAUACACCAACUUCACAAAUGAGAGUCAAAAAAUGGGUCGAAGAACGAGACGAAAUGUUUAAGCGAUCACUUGGACAUUUAAAAACUGACAUUAUGCGUGCAAAUGGAUGUGUUCAAGAAGCAAAUUUUCUUGCUGAAGAAAUGGGAAAACAAACUAAAUUUAGUGUCACAUUACAAAUUCCGCCCGCAAAUUUAAGUCCUAAUCGAAGGCGAGGUGCAUUUGUUAGUGAGCCAGCAAUUCUUGUCCGUCGUUUAUCAGGAAGUCAAGUUUGGAGUAUGGAAAAGCUUGAAAAUAAGUUGAUUGACAUGAGAGAAAUGUAUCAGGAACACAAAGAUCGUUCAUCAUCAGUAACGGUUGAUGAAGAACACACAAAGGAAUGGAUAAAUGAUUUAACUGAUCAGGAUGAGAACAAAAUGAAAUCGGAUCCAUUUUAUGAGUCCCAAGAAAAUCACAAUUUGAUUGGUGUUGCAAAUAUAUUCCUAGAAGCUUUAUUUCAUGACGUGAAGCUGAAUUACCAUACACCCAUUAUAAGUCAACAAGGAGAAGUUGCGGGUCGCUUGCAAGUUGAAAUUGAACGUAUUGCGGGCCAUUUCCCUUCGGAUAGAAUGUGUGAAUCGCAAUCAGAAAGUUCUCAAGAAUCGCGAGAUGACGACGAUUAUGAUAAAGAAAUCGAAUGUCAAAAUCAAGUGACCUGUCGAAUUUCAAUUAAACAAGCUAGUGGACUCCCUCUAUCACUAUCAAACUUUGUAUUUUGUCAAUAUACAUUUUGGGGUCAUCAAGAAGCUGUUGUUCCUGUUGUCAACUCAGAUACUUUAUCAGCAAUCAAUCAAAAUAUGACGUUUAACUUCGAUCACGAAAAAGAUUACACAGUGACUAUUACAGAAGAGUUAAUUGAACAUUGUGCUGAAGGUGCAUUAUCUAUUGAAGUGUGGGGUCAUCGUUCUGUUGGAUUCUCUAAAUCUAAAGGAUGGGAGGUUGAACAACAGCAAGCUAAAGCCAGAUCAUUAGCUGAUCGUUGGGCUGAACUCUCAAGAAAAAUAGAACUUUGGGUAGAAAUUCAAGAGUUGAACGACAAUGGCGAAUAUAUUCCUGUUGAAGUAAUUGAGUCCAAAGAAAUACUAACAGGAGGAGUUUAUCAGCUUCGUCAGGGUCAACAAAGACGUAUUCAAGUACGCGUAGCACCUGUUCAAAACUCAGGAACUUUACCGAUCAUUUGUCAAUCUAUAAUCAGUGUCUUAGUGGGUAGUGUGACCGUCCGAUCAAGAUUACAAAAGCCAAUGGAUUCAUACCAGGAAGAAGAUUUAUCAAUAUUGAGAGAAAAAUGGAAUAAAACAGAGCAUGAAAAGGAACGGGAAAUAAGUCUUGUCAAUCAAUGGGUGUCGUUGACAGAAGAAAGAAAUGCAGUUUUAGUUCCUGCUGCUGGAUCUGGUAUUCCCGGUGCUCCUGCAUCUUGGGAUCCACCACCUGGAAUGGAACCUCACCGACAAAGUAUUACUGAUAAGCUUAAGAAAUUCAGAAUAGUUGGAAGAACGGGAGCCACACACCAUUCCGGAGUGACUUAUGAAGUUGUUUCAAAUAUUCCAAAGGCAUCAGAAGAAUUAGAAGAACGUGAGUCUUUAGCACAAAUUGCAGCAACUGGAGGUGACUGUUCAUCUAGUGAUGGAGAAACAUAUAUUGAAAAAUAUACUCGAGGUGUAUCAGCAGUUGAAAGUAUUUUGGUGCUUGAUCGACUUCGGCAAAGUGUAGCAGUAAAAGAGAUUGAAACAAUACAAAACAAACAACAAAUGUCAAUGCGAAAAACAGCAUCUGUACCCAACUUUUCACAGAUUAUGCGAUUCGAUACAUCAAUGGAGUCAUUAAUUGGAAUUGGACGUUCUGAAUCUUUUGUUGAUUUGAAUAAUUCGGAGCUGACUAGAACGUUGCUUAAUUCGUCAGCUAAUUUCUUUACUAGUUCAGGUGGUAAUGGAAGAAAUCGCCAUAGUUUUAGUGGAAAGUCGUCAACUGAAGAUGGUGCUGUUGCUAAUGUCACUGGAAGUGGAAAACCUUUUGGAAUCGCUUCACCAGCAAACACUAAAAUGACUCAUCGGAUGACAACACUUCAUGAAGAGCCGAUUCAUCAGAAUUUUCUUCCUGAAGAGAGUGAAGAUUCAUUCAGUGAUCCAGAGAUGGAUUAUGAUCAGAACACAAAAAUGAAGUCAAACCCAAACGACUAUUAUGCUGGUGUUCGCAUGAGGUCAUCUCACACAAUCGAUUCAUUUAUGGAUAUUGAGAAGAAAACAACAACUACAUCAACAAACUUAUUAAAUUAUAGAUUUCUGAUUCAAAACCAAAAGUUUCAUGCUCUUAGCCAAUUCCAAAAAGGAGUCCAGGAGAAAUCAACGAAGCUUACAAAGCCAGAUACCGUAAUAGGUUCAUCGCCAAGUAUGAACUCUUCAACUUCGAGUGGUUAUGGAUCACAAGCUGUUUCAAUAAGCAAUUUAGCAAAUGAAGAGAUUCUCUCGCAACAAUCUAUUGCUGCUGCUAAAGAGGAAUAUAUUUCUGAGUUACCACAAUCAACUUCAACAUCUCUUAAGGAUGAGACCGCAAAUUAUCUUCAGAAACGUUUCAACCCUUUUAUGAAGGAAAACUCGGAAAAAAUGAAGAUUGGAAAAACAACUUCUAAAGAUAUCAGCAAAAGAAUUGAAAAAGAAGAAGAUGAAGAGAAUAACAAUAUUGAUGCGCAAAAAGACGGUGAAAUAAACAACAAGGAAAACACAAAAACGAGAACUAUAAAACAACAAGAUAUAAUUCAUAAUGUAACAAGAAGCAACGAUAAUUUGAAAGGAAAUAACAAAACAAUAGAAUCAGAUCAAUCGUUAUCAUUAGUAUCAGCAUCAAAUGAUCAACAUUCAAAAUCUGGUGGUGAGUCAAUUCCCGAAUGGAUCAUAGAAGGUGAAUCUGUUCUAAUACGUCCCUAUAGUACAAGUGGAGUGAUUUCAUUUGUUGGAACAACCCAUUUCCAGAGUGGAAUUUGGGUUGGUGUUGAGUUAGACACUCCUACUGGAAAAAAUGAUGGAACCGUCCAUGAUAUUCAAUAUUUUUCAUGCCGUCCCAAACAUGGAAUUUUCGUAAGAGCCGAUAAAUUGAUUCAAGACAAACGUGGUCGGGGCAUGCGAUCGUAUAAGAUGGCAGAAGCUUUAAAAUCGAAGCCUGAUUCAUCACUUUCCAAUAAUAAGAUUCGCAACGAUAACAACGACAACUUGAGCAAUCAUUAUAAAUGAUCUUAUUGUAGGUGCGCUCAUCACUCUGUAAGAGCUGAGCGAGCGUCACUGACUAAAGCAAGUGAAUGCAAAAGGUUGCGCAAUAUGAUCAUCCAGAGAAAACGACACUGAACUAAUAGAGUUGUUUGUUACUAAGUUAAAUUUUCUUAGGAUUAGAAAAAGAAAGGAAGGUUAAUACCGUCACAGUUUUAAUAAUGAUAAUGUGAUAAACAAAUAGAAAGCUGCAAUGGAAGUGUAGAGCCAAAGCUUUCUUGUCGUUUGCAAUACUUAAAUAUUAUCUAUAAUUUUCUUUUGAAAAGCAGACUAAGAUUUGUAAUGAAAGCAUUCCAAAUAUCCAAGAAUCCAUGUAUUAUUGAUAGAGCAAAAGUCUUACAUAUAUGUUUUAAAUAUUUUUUAUAAGCUUUUUUGAAGAAAAACAAAUAUUAACUAAAAACAGAAGAUAGACUAAUACAUUUUCUCUUAUUUACUUACUUACCUUCAUUUACAAAAUGGAAACAAUGUGUAUAAAGUUCUAAAAUAAAUGAAACUAACAUUCCUUCCCUAAAUCACAAAAAAAUAUCUUAUUAGAUUCUAAGUAGUAGUACUAAUCGUAAUGGUAAGAUUAUUGGGAAAAAGUUAUCUAUUUCUCAAGAUAUACAUAUAAAGCAAAAUUCCUCGUACAUUCAAUUGUUAGUAAGAAAAAAUUGUCACAUUAAAAGAAUUAAAUAUUAAAUAAUAUUUACCAAAGGUUCAAAAAUAUUUUAAUUCUCAAUCUGAGUUUAAACAUCAACAAAUGUCAUUUAUAAUUGUACACAAAUGUAUCCGAUAAAAAUUGAAAAAGUAGUUACAGUUAAAAAAUUAGAGCCGAAUAUUCACUAUCUUGUGAAAAACUAGGUAUUUGUUCAGUUAAGUGCAUUUGAUCAUUUUGAUUUCAAUUUCAUUAACAAAUAAUUGAAAAUCACCCACAUUUUGAGUCUACCUGAAAAGUAUUAGAUAUCUGCCAGAAAAUUACAUGAAGGUUUACAUCAUAUAAAUAUGUCAGAAAUUAAUGUUAAAUUUUUUGAUGUAUUAAUAUUUAGGAUAUGUACAUAAUUUUGAAGCUUCUUAAAGCAUCAACUUGAAGGUUCUUCGUUUUCCUUUACAUUCUGUCAAUAAUUCUAUAUUUGUAGUAUGAAAUUUUCUGAAAUGCGAUAGUUUAAAAUCAAAGAAAAAAUCAAUUUAAGAUUUAUGCAUACUCGAGCUUAUAUUUUAUCUGUAUAGCUCGAUCUUAUGAAUAUAUCUCGUAAAACCAAAAACAAUGUGCAAUAUCUUGCAUUAAUUAUAUUCUUUCUAUUUAAAGACGAGCCUUAAUUCCAAUUUCAAAAAGAAAUAAAAACACCUAGGUAUAUAUCAUUCACAACAAGUCUGAAAUCUUAAGAUUUUUGUAAUUGUAAAUUUAUAAGAGACCGUGAAAAUUUCGUGAAUUUGAUUAAUCAAAUCAAUCGCAAUCGAAAAAAUCCGUAAUCUUUCAGGCUUAAUUAUCUAAUGAAUCUUUACCUUUCUAUUUAUCUAUUCUUAAAUACCACAUUUUUCUUCUAAUUGCAAUCUUUAUUUGUUAAGAGUAAAUAACUAAAAUUUUCAUAUAAUGAAAUGUGGAGAAAUUUUUUUUAGGAUUAUUAAAUUGUCAUCUGCUAUAUUACUUACUUAACCCAAUGCAAUGAAGUUUUUAUUCGAAAAAGAUUCGUCCUUGAUCUGAUGACAUGUAGAAUAACUUUAGUUGAUAAAGUUAAUUGUGUCAUCAAUUUCAUUCCUUUGAUAAAUAUGCGCGCAACAUUUUCCAAGUUUUCGCACAGUAUUCAACAAUUUCUUAGAAAAGAAUGGCAGAGAUCUUGUUAGAAAUAAAUUUAUUUAAUAUUUAAGCAAUAUGUUGACAUAUAUGUUUAUUAGAUAUUGAUUAUUACUUAGGAAUGAUCGUGGAUGAGUUUCAUCUCUUAAUUUAUUCACCAGGGACUGUGUCUUCUAAACGUCUUAUGAAUUUGACACGGACUUCCGUUGUUGAGUCUCCUUUUAUUUGAUCUUGAGUGAACCAACACUGAACUUCUAGUUGCACCAUUUCUAAUGCACCACGAAUGCAACCAUUGAUGAUGCCAUUAUAGCGAAGAUUCAUCAUAUCAGCUGGUAGUUCAACAAAUUCUGUUAGAGGAUUGUUAUCAAAGACAAGAGAGAAUUCGUCACCCGAUGCUGCCCAAUUUGUAAUAGUUGGUUGAAUAUUCAGAUACAUCCUGAAUGCUGAUUGAAUCUUAUCGGCUGGGUCUCUCAUAUCAAGACAUCUUGACGAAUUUGUUUUAGAAAGGAAAUCUUCAAUGAUUCGCAUUCCCAUGUUAUAUCCCAAUCUUUCUAACUGCUUGUUCACAUCUUCAACAUUUUCAAAGUCACGAAGCAUUUGAGUGACAAGAGCUCCAUAAGUCAAGGUCAAUAGUUCUGAAUUGACUUUCUUCGAGUCCAAUUUCGA
Clunio marinus is the source of this 7898-nucleotide messenger RNA. The record is from the annotation of a GenBank genome assembly. Lineage: Eukaryota; Metazoa; Arthropoda; Insecta; Diptera; Chironomidae.